This is a messenger RNA of Onthophagus taurus, 666 nucleotides long. RefSeq lists its product as uncharacterized. The record is from RefSeq and is a predicted model, not a curated record. Lineage: Eukaryota; Metazoa; Arthropoda; Insecta; Coleoptera; Scarabaeidae.
AUGACGUCCAUCUGUAACAAAGAAAGUGUUAAUUGCAUCAUUCAACCUUGCCAUUCAGGAAACUUAUCGUUUAAUCUGAAAGCUAUUGUUACAUCUUCAAUAUGUUCCGCUCAACCUUCAUUAUCUUCUAUUAUACAAUCCUACGAUUAUCUUAAAUGCCUCCAAUUCCAUCCCGAACAUCAUUCUCCUUCCGAAGAAGUGGAUAUAUUAUUGGGAGCAGAAUUGGUACAUCAAUUGUUUACUGGUGGUCGUGUCUGUGGUGGUCAGGACGAUCCUGUGGCUGUGUAUUCAGUGUUCGGGUGGAUAGUGAUGGGAAAAUCCAAAUUAUUACCAUCCACGUCUUUAUCAACAUCUAUCUUAACAAUUGAUGACUCAUUACAUUUAUCAAUGCAACGCUUUUGGGAAUUGGAAUCUACUUCUGAAAUCAAGAUGAUGUCAAUUGAAGAGGCAAAAUGUGAAACUCAUUACAAAAAUAAUUAUCGUCGUGAUAUUAAUGGCAGAUUUAUUGUAUCAUUCCCGUUUAGAACCAAAGAACCUAUUCUUGGAAAUUCAUAUGAUAUUGCUCUGAAACGAUUUAAAUUAUUGGAGAAACGUUUGUUGAGAGAUGAUAUACUUCACAAGAAAUACGUCGAAUUCAUGAGGGAUCAUUUGCAUUCAUUAACGUAA